AUGCAGGGCGCUUACAAUUCUGAAAGCGAUGAUGAGAGAUGCCAGUUUCCGACAUUUACGGAGGCAGUUAGGAAGCACGCGAAUUGGGAUGAGCUGAAGACGAAGAAGAAUCAUCAAUUCUUGUUUGACAUCAAUGCACCUCAUUCUCUUCCUCCCUAUCCUUUGAUAUUCAGUGAUAAAUGGGACUCCGAUCAUGUAAGAAUGCCUUUCUCACCGAGCAAUAUUCUCAAAAAGAAAGGCGCAAGUUCAUCUGGCCCAGGGUUUAAAACGCAAAUAGUCGACGGAGUAAAGAGGCUUGUUGGAUAUGAAAAAGGUUCACCCGAGCCCAAACCUGAGCCUGUUCAAAAAGGGCGAUGGACAGAGGUGCUAGAUGGAAUUGGCAAUCUGGAAGGAUUUGACCGUGUUGCAAUUUUUUCAGCGGAUGAUUUAUUGAAAAAUAUUCAAAAGUAUAAUCCUCAAGUGAAAGAUGUCACACUCCUCGAAAGCUAUUUCCGACAAAACCCCGAAAAGAAGCCAAGAUUUUUCAAUAGGAUUCUUCCUAAAAUGCGCAAAAUGGUUGCUAAUGCCGACAAAGUGUUGACUCAAGCUCCUCAACUGCUGAAAAAACUCCAUACUCAGGGAGAACGUACAAUUUGGAUGACUCAAGAGCAAUGUGCUCAUUUGCUUGUUCUUUCCUUUUUCUGUUGCUGGCCGAAGCGAAGUGGAAAAAGAUCUGCUAGAAACAAAGAAGAUGAAUAUGAUCGUUUCAACGAGAUCAACUUUACUCGCUUUUUUAGUCUACAACCGAGUCCAUCUUGCUUCGCAAAGCUCGAGUGUAUCAUUGAGUACUUCAAUUCUGUGACAAAGGAGAUGCCUAAAGGAGUGAUCAGCUUCAAACGAACAUAUGAGGAACAAAUUCCAAACUUGGACGACCCAGACAUAGAGUUUGCUGACGCUAAGUGGAUGCCUUGCCAUAUUAAAGGAAAAGGGUUGAUCGAAGAUGAAGGAGAUAAAUUCAUCCAAGCUGACUUCGCGAACAAGUUUAUCGGCGGUGGAACACUCGGCCGGGGCUGUGUUCAGGAAGAAAUCAGGUUCAUGAUCUGUCCUGAACUCAUCAUCACUCAAUUACUCUGCGAAGAAAUGCAAAAAGAAGAGGCGAUCAUCGUCACUGGCGUCCAACGAUUCUCAAACUACUCGGGCUACGCUGAUUCCUUCAGAUUCGAAGGCAGUUAUAAUGAUCCUCUUGCUGUAAGCUACAAACGAGAUUGCUACGGACGAAUUCCAACUGAAGUUUUUGCUAUCGACGCUGUCAACUAUGUGUAUCCCUAUCGCGGAGACACACCUCAUGACCAGUUCUCUGCAACGAGCAUCAAGAGAGACAUUCUCAAAGCGUACUCGGCUUUCAAAGGCUGCACUCCAGCUACAAUCGCUACAGGCAACUGGGGAUGUGGCGCCUUUGGAGGAGACCCGGAGCUCAAGUUUGUGAUUCAAAUGAUUGCCGCUGCGUUUGCCCAGCGACCUCUAUGGUACUUUUGCUUCGACGAUCUUAUGACUCGCAGUGAUGCGAAACUAUCAUCAACGCUCGCGGAAAUCAAGUGCAGCAUUGAGAAGAAAUCUAUCCCUUAUGUUUUCGAGCUUCUAACUGAGUUCGAACCUGGACGAGAGAAGUUCUCCGAGUACCUGAAAAAGAACGAUCCUGAGCCGACCCCAGGAACUGACUAUACAAUGAGUAUCAUCCCUUUCCCAACUUAUUAUGACGCCUGUCCCAAGACAUCUGAUUGGGAAAAGGUUCUUGAAACUGAUCAAGUUCUUUUCGAUGUAACUUCUGUUGGAAAAGAUCGUAUUCUUCCAUCAAAGAAGACUUUCAACGGAGAAUACUCCAAGGAUGACUUUGUCGACAUGCCGUUCUCUGAUCAUUCUUAUUGGCAAACCAUCAAAACUAAAAUUUGCGACGCGCAAUUUGAGAACCUCUCCCAACUCGAAACUGCAAUCACUUCUUACAAUAAAUCCGUCAGAUCUCUCAAAUGCCUCAAUGCUUUUUUUCAAAACAUUUCCCGACGAGCAGUCUUUUUUCUUCGAAUCGCUUCUUCCGAAAAUGCAGAAAAUCGUGCGAAAGGCACCGAAUAUUCUCACCGAAGCGCCUUGUCUCCUCAAAACAGGGAUGAACAAAUCUAUUUGGAUGACGCAGGAGCAAUGCGUUACUGCCUUGGCCGAAACAACAUCCAGCUUGAUUUCGCCGAUGAAUUCAUCGGCGGACUAACUCUUCGAUGGGACACGCUUCAGGAAGAAAUUCGCUUCUUGAUCUCACCAGAACUGACUGUGGCGCAGCUUUUUUUCGAGAGAAUGUCUGAUUCAGAAGCGAUCAUCAUUACCGGCUCCGAACGCUUUUCAAGAUAUUCUGGUUACUCUCAAUCGUUCCGUUUUCGCGGCAAUUUUGUGGACACUCAGCCGAGAGAUGGUUACGGAAGAAAAGGGACGCAGAUUCUCGCGAUCGACGCUGUCAACUACGGAUACGGCGAUCACGGAAGAUCUCAAUUCGACGAAGAAAGCAUUCGAAGGGAUAUUCUCAAAGCAUUCAUUGGAUUCAAAGGCUGCGUUCCAGCCACGAUUGCGACUGGAAAAUGGGGAUGUGGUGCGUUUGGAGGAAAUGUCCAGUUCAAAUUCGCAAUUCAAUUAAUUGCUGCCGCGCUAGCUUCCAGACCGCUGCAGUUCUUUUCUUUCGACAAAGAAUGCUCAUACGAAGAUAAUCCCCUCUCUUCGACGUUAGAAUCUAUCGCUAGAAUGUUCAGAACAUUGACAAUCGAUGAAGCAUACCAAGUCCUGCUUACGUUCAAGCCACGCGAGAAUACAUUUGCUGAACAUUUGCAAAAAUGUACGGAGAUAUAA
Molecule: messenger RNA, 2865 nt
Organism: Oikopleura dioica
Lineage: Eukaryota; Metazoa; Chordata; Appendicularia; Copelata; Oikopleuridae
Source: the annotation of a GenBank genome assembly